GCGGCGCUGGGGCCGCUGGCGGCCGUGCUGAGCCUGCUGCCGCCCGCCGCCGCCUCCCUGCGGGCGCUGCUGCGGCCCCGCGCGGCCCCCGACGAGCUGCUGCACGGCGCGGCGCGCUGGGACGCGCUGGCGCUCCUCUACGGCGCGGCCGGGCUGGCGGCCGUGCUCUGGCAUCGCCUGCUGCCCCCCGCGCCCCGCGCCCCGGCCCCCGCCGCCGCCACCGCCUCCGCCCUCCGCCUGCUGCGCUGCCUCCUGCCCGACCUGCGCCGCUUCGCCCUCGUCACCGUCUUCCUCGUGCUCUCCUCCCUCGGGGAGAUGGCGAUCCCAUACUACACGGGGCGCAUGACAGACUGGAUCGUGAGUGAGGAUGACCCCUCGGGCUUCGGUUAUGCCAUCUGGAUCAUGUCCCUCAUCACCAUCUUCAGUGCUGUGACGGAGUUCCUGUGCGACUGUGUCUACAACACCACCAUGAACCGCAUCCACACACGGCUCCAGGGCCAGGUGUUCAGCUCCGUCCUGCGCCAGGAGAUUGCCUUCUUCCACACCAACCGCACUGGCGACAUCACGUCACGCGUGACAGCGGACACAGAGGCGGCGAGUGAGGCACUGAGCGAGAAGCUGAGCCUGCUGAUGUGGUGCGGGGCACGCGGCGCCUUCCUCUACAUCCUGAUGCUGCGACUGUCCCUGCGCCUCGCCAUCUGCACCGCUGUGGGACUGCCCCUCAUCCUCCUUGUGCCCAAGUUCUCCGGCAAGCUGCAUCAGAGCCUGGCGCAGCGGGUGCAGGAGUCACUGGCCCGGGCCAAUGAGGUGGCAGUGGAGACAUUUCAGGCCAUGCCCACAGUGCGCAGCUUUGCCAAUGAGGAAGGAGCAGCGCGGAGCUAUGCCGCCCGACUGCAAGACACCUACCACCUGAACCAGAAGGAAGCUGCUGCCUAUGCCCUCUCCACCUGGACCACCAGUCUCUCGGGGCUGGCUCUGAAGGUGGGCAUCCUGUACUACGGGGGCCGGCUGGUGACAGCCGGUGCCAUCAGCAGUGGGGACCUGGUCACCUUCGUCCUCUACGAGAUGCAGUUCACCACUGCCGUGGAGGUGCUGCUGUCUGUCUACCCCAGCGUGCAGAAGGCCGUGGGCUCCUCUGAGAAGAUCUUUGAGUACAUGGACCGAACGCCCCAGAUCACCCCUUCUGGGACCCUGGAGCCCCCCAACCUACGUGGGCAUGUCCAGGUGUGCGAUGUCUGGUUCUCUUACCCCGGACGGGAUGACACUCCUGUUCUCAAGGGUGUCUCACUGGAGCUGAGGCCUGGGGAAGUGACAGCACUGGUGGGGCCAUCAGGUGCUGGGAAGAGUGCGCUGGUGGGAUUGCUGGAACGGUUCUAUGAGCCCCAGCGUGGCCGCAUCCUGCUGGAUGGGCGGGACCUGCGGGACUAUGAGCACCAGUACCUGCACCGCCAGGUGGCACUAGUGAGUCAGAAGCCUGUGUUGUUCGCCCGCUCUCUGCAUGACAACAUCGCCUAUGGGCUGGGGCCCCAGAGCCGUCAGGAGGUAGAGGCGGCUGCCCGGCGUGCCAAUGCCCAUGCCUUCAUUGCCCGGCUAAGCCAUGGCUAUGACACAGACGUGGGCGAGAUGGGGGGCCAGGUCUCCGGGGGGCAGCGGCAGGGAGUGGCCAUUGCCCGAGCCUUGAUCCGAGACCCCUGUGUGCUCAUCCUGGAUGACGCCACCAGCUCCCUGGACACCGAGAGCCAGCUGCGGGUGGAGGCAGAGGUGUACGAGGGUGCACGGGCCGGGCGCUCGGUGCUGCUCAUCGCCCACCGGCUCAGUGCGGUGGAGAGGGCUGACCAUAUCCUGGUGCUGGAGGAUGGCAUUGUGUGGGAGCAGGGCACCCACCAGGAGCUGCUGGCGCAGUGCGGGGCAUACUGGCGCCUAUUCCAGGCCCAGGAGCAGAACGGGAACAACAGGUCCAAUGCCAGCAGCGAAGAGGAAUCUGGAGGACCCUGAGAUUGUGUGUGGCCCCCACAGGGGGUGGGGAGGGCUGAAUCUGGGCUCCCAGGCCCCAGGCUCCUUCCCUCCCUGCCCUCUGGAGUUGCUUUGUGAUACUGGCUGUAAGGCUGGACCCAGAUGUGGGAACCAUGUGGGGAGGUGGGUAGUGCCUGCUGCCCCUGGGGAAGGCAGCCUCCUGGGAGAGAAGCCUCCAAGCCCCGGGCCCAGGAGAUCCUGCAGUGGAGAGAGGCAGGGCCCCUGGUUGAAGUGAAUCCCAUUGCUUCUGGGGACUGCGUUUGUGACUUGUAAUAAACUGCUUCAGUUUUUUCA
Alligator mississippiensis (American alligator) is the source of this 2307-nucleotide messenger RNA. It is a transcript of the gene TAP1, whose product is annotated as transporter 1, ATP binding cassette subfamily B member. The record is from RefSeq and is a predicted model, not a curated record. Gene Ontology annotation, cellular component: membrane. Gene Ontology annotation, molecular function: ATP hydrolysis activity; ABC-type oligopeptide transporter activity; ATP binding. The transcript is spliced from 11 exons. Lineage: Eukaryota; Metazoa; Chordata; Crocodylia; Alligatoridae. Bases 316 to 1995 code for a protein of 559 amino acids. Gene Ontology annotation, biological process: transmembrane transport.